Messenger RNA from Plodia interpunctella (Indianmeal moth), 1866 nucleotides. RefSeq names its product ecdysone oxidase-like. Bases 102 to 1865 code for a protein of 587 amino acids. Gene Ontology annotation, molecular function: flavin adenine dinucleotide binding; oxidoreductase activity, acting on CH-OH group of donors. Lineage: Eukaryota; Metazoa; Arthropoda; Insecta; Lepidoptera; Pyralidae. The transcript has 4 exons. The record is from RefSeq and is a predicted model, not a curated record.
AUGUAUACAUUUUACUAUAUAAAUAAACUAAAACAGCGCAAUUUGCCUAUUAUAUUGCUAACAUAGUAACGUGACAUAUUAUGUAAAAAUAUCGGUAUAGGAUGUCUCUAAUCUCAGCUUCGUUGACAUCCAGAGUGCUGGUCAAGACUGCACAAGUCAUCUUGAUCGGAGCACUGACUUCUUUACCAUUCAACUUACCAAUUUGGACGAGGGACGUUAAAAUUCAAGAUGCCGACACCUUCGACUUUAUUAUAGUAGGGGCAGGCACGGCUGGUAGUGUGUUGGCAAACAGGCUAUCCGAGAUUCAGAAUUGCAGUAUUUUGGUUAUAGAGGCUGGAGAAGAUCCGCCUAUAGAGUCAGUACUACCAGGUGGUUUCUCACUACUACAAAAAACAAAAUACGACUGGAAUUACACUACCGAAUACAGCGAGAAGUUCAGCCUCGGUCACCUGGGAGAAGUAUGGGAAUUACCUUCUGGGAGGAUUUUAGGGGGAACAAGCUCAAUAAACCAUUUACUUUAUGCUAGAGCGUUUCCAUCUGACUUCGACAGUUGGGCAGAAACUGCAAACAACUCUGGUUGGAAGUACGAAAAUAUAGAAAGAUAUUUUUAUAAAUCAGAAAAGCUUAAGGAUGAAACCAUUAUGAAUUCAGAAUUUGAAAGAUAUCAUGGAUUACAUGGUAAUAUACAAACAGCAAGAGAACCAGAUCCAGUGGUUGAUAAAUAUCUAGACGCUAUCAAAGAAAUUGGAUAUAAAGUUCUAUUAGACACAGUUCAUCAUGUAUUAGCUUUUUCACAACCAUUGUUCUUUAUUUUCGACGGAAAACGUCAAAGCACAGCGCAGACAUAUUUGCUGCCGAUAAAAGAUGAUAGAAAUAAUUUGUAUAUUUUGAAAGACACAUUCGUAACAGAAGUCGUGUUUAACAAAAACUUAGCAGCAACAGGAGUAUUAGCAUUGUCGAAAGAUAAUAAAGUUAUGAGAUUUUACACAAGAAAAGAAGUUAUUCUGUCAGCCGGAGUUUUCAAUAGUCCAAAAGUGUUAAUGCUAUCAGGUAUUGGACCAAAGGCUGAGUUAGAAAAGUUAAGCAUUCCAAUACUUGUAGAUUUGCCCGUCGGUGAAAACUUUCAAGACAUCACAGGCGUGUUUUUGAUAGAAAAUAUACAGAACUUACAAACUAUAAUACCACCAAUGAAACCGCCAACACAGUUUCCAACUCCUGGAAUAGUAGGUUACGUAAAUCUAACUGAAACUGUAAACAGACCUACCUACCAACCAAUAGACCUUGUAUUCCAAAAUACCUUGGUGUUUUCUCAAAUAUGUUCAAUUGUUUUUACGUUCAAAGACGAGAUUUGCGAUAGUAUUAUCAAACAAGUAAACGAGAGGGAGUUUUUGUUAAUGCUACCAUCAGUUUUCCAUCCGAAAUCUCGCGGGAAAGUAGGAUUGAGAAGCAUAAAUGCAAAAGACGGUUUAAAAAUACAAGCUAAUUACUAUUCUGAUGAUUCUGACAUAGCUAAAACUAUAGCUGUGAUAAAGGAUAAUUUGAAGAUAGAAAAUUCUACGUUUUACAAGAAUGUUGGUGCAGAAUUUGUAAAGAUUGAUCUACCUGAAUGUGAAAAGUAUGAGUAUAGAAGUCAGGACUAUUGGAAAUGUUAUAUAAAGUAUAUGUCUUUUUCGCACUACUAUUACACUAGUACUUGCUCUAUGGGCUCUGUAGUCGAUGGUGAACUGAACGUGAUUGGAGUUAAGAACCUAAGAGUAGUAGAUGCUAGUGUCAUCCCGUACAGUCCCAGUGCGAAUCCUGAAACUACAGUGAUAGUAAUUGCUGAAAAAGCAGCUGAUUUGAUUAAAAAUAAAUAUUAUGAUUGAA